AUGGUUAAGCCUAUUGUUGCACCUAGUAUUCUUGCAUCUGAUUUUGCCAACUUGGAAUGUGGCUGUCAUAAAGUACUCAAUGCUGGUGCGGACUGGCUACAUAUCGACGUUAUGGAUGGUCAUUUUGUCCCUAAUAUCUCACUCGGACAGCCUAUCGUGGCUAGUCUACGUAAGGCAGUGCCCAGAGUUGGAGACACAAGCUCUACAAAGCCAAAAGCGUUUUUUGACUGCCACAUGAUGGUCGAGUCUCCCGAGAAAUGGGUUGAAGAUUUCGUCAAAUGUGGGGCCGACCAAUUUACAUUCCACUACGAAGCCACUAAAGAUCCGCUCGCUUUGGUCAAAUUGAUCAAGUCCUACAACAUCAGAGCAGCUUGUGCGAUCAAGCCAGGCACACCAGUGGAUGUCCUGUACGAACUGGGACCUCAUCUGGAUAUGGCCCUGGUCAUGACAGUCGAGCCAGGGUUCGGAGGUCAAAAAUUCAUGCUCGACAUGAUGCCAAAGGUUGAGGCGCUAAGAAACAAAUUCCCUCAGCUCGACAUUCAAGUCGAUGGUGGCCUGGGCAGAGACACUAUUUCACACGCCGCCAAGGCCGGAGCCAACGUUAUCGUGGCCGGUACAAGCGUGUUUACGGCUGAAGACACCACUGAAAUGAUCUCGCAUUUGAAAUCAGAAGUGGCAGACAACUUGAAAGAAAGGAAGUUGCUCAGCUGA
Messenger RNA from Lachancea meyersii CBS 8951, 711 nucleotides. Lineage: Eukaryota; Fungi; Ascomycota; Saccharomycetes; Saccharomycetales; Saccharomycetaceae. The record is from the annotation of a GenBank genome assembly.